Messenger RNA from Scomber japonicus (chub mackerel), 3378 nucleotides. It is a transcript of the gene ankrd24, whose product is annotated as ankyrin repeat domain 24. Gene Ontology annotation, molecular function: actin binding. NCBI's taxonomy places the organism in Eukaryota, Metazoa, Chordata, Actinopteri, Scombriformes, Scombridae. The transcript is spliced from 22 exons. The record is from RefSeq and is a predicted model, not a curated record.
AUGGAUCCCCAGCAGCCUGUUUUUAGCCUGAUGAAACGGUUCUGUCCUUGUUUCAGCCUGCUGCCACUGCCUAGUCAAGACUGGAGUAAGAGUGAUGAGAGGCUCAUGCAGGCUGUGGAGCAGAAUGAACCUGACAAAGUCUCUGCCCUCAUCGUCAAAAAAGGCCUCUGUCCCACCAAGCUGGAUGCUGAGGGCAAGUCGGUGUUCCAUCUGUGUGCAUCUCGAGGGCGGCUUGAGUGUCUGGAGGUCAUAAUCUCUCAUGGGGCAGACCUCAACAUCACUGAUGGUGCUGGCUUGAGCGCCCUUCACCUUGCAGCCAAAAAUGGCCAGUCAGAAUGUUUAAAGAGACUCUUACAGGAGAGAUUAACAGUAGAUUGCACAGACAGCAUUGGUAGGACACCACUUCAUCAUGCAGCGGUCAGUGGUUGUUUAUCCUGCACUGAGACCCUGUGGGACUUUAAAGCCAAUCUAGAUGUCCAGGAUGGAGACGGGGCCACCGCACUCAUCCUGGCAGCCCAGAUGAGCAGAGUGGAGCUGUGUGUCUUUCUUAUGGAUCGAGGUGCCAAUGCAAACAUACAGGACAACCAGGGAAGGUCCGCAUUGAUGUUGGCCUGUGAGAGUGAUAGUGUUGAAACAGUAGAGGCUUUGCUGAGAGGUGGUGUCAACACACAACUGGAUGACGCCCUUGGACACAAAGCCGCUGAUUACGCCAUAAACACAGGCAACCAACGGAUCAUACAGAUGUUGCAGGAUGGAGCACCCCCAGUCUCUGAGGGCACAGGAGGGGAGCCCCCCCAAGUCCCCUCAGGCGCCUCGUCAUUGCAAGGGGGGACUACCCCCCGCAAACGGAAAGCUCCUCCACCUCCACGUUCUCCUCUCCAGGGUUUGCCACCCUCUCCACAGCCCCGGAGUUCUGCUCCCCCUGCCCGCACCCCUGAGCCUCAGUCCCAGUCCCAGUCUCCCUCUCCCUCUCCUCAGCCUCCAGAUUCACAGCAAUCAGCCCAGGUUAGCGGCGCAGAAGAUGAGGAGGUUUUUGAGGAGAUUCGGCGGCUGCGUCUGGAGAGAGGCCGUCUGCUCCAGAGGAUUAAAACAUUUGAGCAGCAGCAACAAGCUGCUGUCUCUGCCAUGGAUGAGUUGUCCCAACUAAAGCAAUGUCUCGAGCGGUCAGAGGCAGAGAGGGACAGGCUGCUUGAGGAGCUGAAAGGACUCCAGGGUGUUGGGGCCAGUGACUCUGAGGACAUGGAUGAAAUGUUUGACUUCCCAGGUAUGUAAUCUAAACUGCUCUCCAAGCGCUCCAGAGCUUCCCCUGUUCAGGAUGAGGCCACUUCUCAAGGGAAUGUUGACUCAGCCAGCCCCUCUCCCUCCCCUGCAGACCCAGGAACUGUGGCAGAGCUGCACAAACAAAUAGAGGAACUUACCUCAAAGAACUCUGAACUUGUUCUCAGAGUGCAGAUGCUGGAGAUGUUUGAGAAGGAUGACACAGACAUGCAGAGCUCCAGCCCAGACUUUGUCCCCAUAGCUCAGUAUGAGACCAUUAGGAAAGAGUUGGAAGCCCUUCAAGAGCGCUUCUCUCAGGCCCAGGCUUCAGAUGAGGCCUCCAGUCUGGAAGGAGAUGUGGAUGCAGAGAGUAUGGAAGUGCUGAAGGAGAAGCUGCACGGGUUGGAGGAGCAGUUGGCCAACUCUCAGUCUGAGCUGGAGGAGAUGAAAGAGCAGAUGCGUCUUGGGGUGCUUUCUGUGGCGUGCGGUGAAGGGGAUACUGCCACGACAGGUGCUGGGACAGGAGGCGGGUCUGCAAAUGAGGGUCCGAGCCAGGAGACACAGCAACUCAGAACAAGGGUGAGGGAGCUAGAGGAGGAGCUUGCUAAGAGACAGGGCGAGGCAGGUGGUCAGAGCAGCCUGGACAGUGACACAAUCAAACAGCUGAAGGAGAAAGAAGAGGAACUCCAAGCUGCCCCGGCCCAGACAGACAGCAAAGGCGAAGAGACAGAAACGGUGAAGUUCCUCCGUGAUAAAGUGGCUGAGUUGGAAGCAGCGCUGGCAGAGAGCAGGACAGCAGGGAAAGAGGGAGGAGCAGCAGGAGAUGGAGGUCAGAUACGUCGCCUUCAGGAGCGUGUGAGGGAUCUUGAGGGGGACCUGAGGAAGUGUGUGCCCCGAUCAGAGUUGGAGGAGGUGCAGGUGACUCUUGGCCUGCAGUGCGAGCAGCUGGCCAGGGAGAGAGCGGAUGUGGCUAGAAGACUUAACGACUCUCUCAUAGAGCUAGAGAGGCUCAGGCCUCCUCCACACGGUGAGGAGGAGGAGGAGGAAGAAGAAGAGGAACACUCAGAGAGCUCAGAGCCCUCAGUCACAUCAGAGCACUCCAGGCGCACCCUGGCAGCAGUGAGAGAAGAAUUGGAGGUAGCGAGGCAGGAAGCAGCCCAGGCUCUGGACUGCCUGUGUGCAGAGCGGGAGGGCCGGGCACAGGAGGCCCUACAGCUGAAAGAUGUGGUGCCGCUGUCAAAACACAAGGAAGCGCUGUCUGCAGUGUCAGAACAGCUAGCUCAGACACUGCAGGAGCUGCAGGAAGAGAAGAGCCUCCGGGGCCAGGCUGAGGAGCAGGCUGCUAGAGCAGAGGCCAAACUAAUGGCCAUGCAGGACGCCAUACCCAAAGAGGAGCAUGAGAGAAUCAAGGCAGAGCUUCAGCGCUCCCUGCAGGCCAGUGAGAGCAGUGCAGCAGCAGCUCAGGAGGCUCUGAGUGAGAAGGAGAUGGAGCUGAGAGAGCUAAAGUCCCAAAAGGCUGCAGAACAGGGUCUUAUCUCCAAGGAGGACCACGAGGGCCUGCGUCUCUCUAUGCAGGCUGAGAUCAACGCCAUAACGGCCCGCUUCAAUGAUCUCACCCGCAAACAUGAGAAGACCUGCACUGAGGUGUUCCAGGUGCAGAGAGAGGCUCUCUUUAACAAGAGUGAGCGGCAAGUUGCAGAGUCCCAGCUGGCCACAGUGCAGCAGCAGCUAACACAGUUACAGUCUCAAUCCAGCCACAUCCAGGAGCUCCAUAAAGACAUCCAGGAAUCUCAAGGCCUGGUCAAGGAGAAGGACCGCAAGAUAACAGAGCUGUCCAAGGAAGUGUUCCGGCUAAAAGAGGCACUGGGAGCUCUGUCACCUCCUCUCGGCAUUACCUCCUCUUCUUCCUCAUCCACCCAUCACGGUAACCCUGGGCAGCAGAUGGCACUGCAGAACAGGAUCAGCAUACUCACCCAGCAGCUCCAGGAUUGGGAGAGAAAGCACAAACAGGUGGUGAAUGCAUAUCGUUCCCAUUUACUGGCAGCUGUGCAGGGUCGAAUGGAUGAAGAAGUCCAACAUUUGCUACUCCAGAUCCUGAGAAUGACACAGCAGGGAAACUGA